UGUAACACUUUAAACUCAGUUUUUUUGAGUUUACCGAUUACUAAAUCAAUAUUGCUGUCCCUAAAAAACAACCUAUUGACUUGAGAUUACAACAUUUCCCUUUGCAGUUGAAUAAUCAUUGACAGAGACAUAGCUUAAAAGUUUUAAUAGGGACAGACACACAACAUCAUUUGUCUCUUCAACGGUUCAUCAUGAGGAUUGUUGUUGCUCUCCAGCUGGGCUUCUGUUGCCUGUGUCUAACACUGGCGCUUGUUGGAGAAGGGAUGGGAGUGGAAAUUCCUGAUCCACCAGCAGUAAAUUGUGUCUGGAGCCGCUGGUCAGAUUGGAGUCCUUGUGAUCCUUGCACGAAAACCAGAAGACGUUCGCGAAGUGUACAAGUGUUCAGCCAAUUUGGUGGUCUGUCCUGCGAGGGAUCUCUGGGGGACAGGGAGUUCUGUACAACAGAUUCUGAAUGUGUCCUCCCGCCUCCUCCUGCAUGCUCCGACUCAGAGUUCCAGUGCGAGUCAGGUUCAUGCAUCAAGAAGAGAUUAAUGUGUAACGGGGACUACGACUGUGAGGACGGAUCAGACGAGGACUGUGAUCCUCAGCGUAGACCCUGUGGUCCGUCAGUCCUGGAGAACAAUGAGCAAGGCAGGACAGCAGGAUACGGAAUCAACAUCUUGGGUGUAGAUCCUCGAAUGAACCCAUUCAACAAUGAUUACUUCAAUGGAAGGUGUGAUCGAGUGAGGAAUCCAAACACUCAGAAGUAUGACAGGCUUCCCUGGAAUGUUGGCGUGCUCAACUAUGAGACUUUAGUGGAAGAAACCACCUCAAGAGAAAUCUAUGAAGACACAGACAGUCUCCUGAAGGAGAUUUUGACGGAGAUGACUAACAAACUUGAUGUUGGACUUUCCUUCAAAUUCAGCCCAACUGAGAAGUCCAUGUCAGAGUCAGUUGCACCUCCUUCAACUUCAGGUGCAGCUGCACCUCCUUCAACUUCAGGUGCAGCUGCACCUUCAACUCCAAAUGCAGCUGCACCUUCAACUCCAAAUGCAGCUGCACCUUCAACUCCAAAUGCAGCUGCACCUUCAACUCCAAAUGCAGCUGCACCUUCAACUUCAAAACUAGAUUUAACCUUGGGUGCAGAAGUCGGAUUCCAGAAGAAAACGAUGAUUAGGGAGCUUUCAGAGUACACAAAAAUUAAGAACAAGAGCUUUAUGCGGGUGAAGGGCAAAGUGCAACUGAGCACCUACAGGAUGCGUUCCCGUGAGCUCCAAACAGCCAAUGAAUUCUUGGCGCAUGUCCAAUCUUUGCCUUUGCAGUAUGAAAGGGGUAUUUAUUUUGCCUUCCUGGAGGACUACGGAACUCACUACACCAAAAACGGGAAAACUGGCGGCGAAUAUGAGUUGGUUUAUGUUCUCAACCAGGACACCAUAAAAACAAAAAAUCUGACAGAGAGAACUGUCCAAAACUGCGUUAAAGUCGGCAUUUCAGCAAACUUUCAAAGCAUGGUUGAUGGCAGUGUGAAAAAUGACAACUGUAAAGAUGUAACAAACAAAAACCAAGGUGAUACAGCCGGAAAAGCAGUAGUGGACAAGGUGAUCACAUCAGUCAAAGGAGGUACUCUACAAAGUGCUGUUGGUAUGAGAGCUCAACUGAAUAAGGAAGGUGUGAUGAACAUCAAUACAUAUCAGGAAUGGGCCCGGACCAUUGCUGAGGCCCCUGCGCUGCUCACCAGUGAGCCAGAGCCCAUCUAUAUGUUAAUUCCAUUGGAUAUGCCAGAUGCUAACACCAGGAUAUCCAACCUGAAGCGGGCCACGGCCGACUACAUGGCAGAGUAUAACGUCUGCAAGUGUAAGCCUUGUCAGAACGGAGGCACUCUUGCUCUCCUGGAUGGGCAGUGUAAGUGCAUGUGCACUUUUCAGUAUGAAGGCUUGGCCUGCCAGAAUUACAAGGCAGAUAAAGUUAAACACGCAGGUGCAAGGCCGACAGUUAUUCAGGAAGGUAACUGGUCCUGCUGGUCCAGCUGGUCCAGCUGUGGCGGAGGGAAACGCACGAGGACACGCAGAUGCAACACAGACGGGCUCCUUGGAGCUGUGUGCAGAGGAGACACCAACAAUGAAGAACACUGCUAAACAGAUUAAUUACCAUUUAACAAACAAUCUUUCUCUAUUUGACACACACACAG
Messenger RNA from Etheostoma cragini (Arkansas darter), 2167 nucleotides. RefSeq names its product complement component 9 (gene c9). Gene Ontology annotation, biological process: immune response. Gene Ontology annotation, cellular component: membrane attack complex. Gene Ontology annotation, molecular function: protein binding. The coding region runs from base 192 to 2114 and encodes 640 amino acids. The record is from RefSeq and is a predicted model, not a curated record. The transcript has 11 exons. Lineage: Eukaryota; Metazoa; Chordata; Actinopteri; Perciformes; Percidae.